AUGUGUAUUCAAAGGAAAUCCAGUCCACGCACCUUGGGCACACCGUAUUAUGUCGGCAGAAACAAUCGUCUGCACUCUGGCCGCCAUCCCAUCCUAGUUAACCAGGAUCCGGAGGAGGCUUGGGCCCUUGGCUACGACGACAACAGCAACAACGAGUCUUUCUUCGGGUUUCAUGGGGAGCGCUUUGUUCCCCUAGCUGUUGAAGAGACCUUUGUGACGGUCCAGGCGGAGACGGAGUACUCUCUUGCAAAAGCUCUCGGAAUUGGCCAGCUGGGCUACUUCUAUCUAAUUCAGGACAGGGUUGCUGGAAUAGACGGCACGGUGGUCGCUCUCUCCGAGACUUGUGUUCAAGUCCCUUUCCACCGGCUUGUUACCAUCACAAACCAGGCGGAUCUGAAUAGUCCGUGCUUCCAGGCAUCUCAUGAGACUUCCUCGCACAGACUCUGCUAUCAGACCUCACCGCAGAUUCAACUGCGCGAAAAAGAGACGCAGCGCAACCGUUGCCAGAAGCUGGUGCUACACGCUUCAGUAUCUUAUGAUUUGGCUCCCGGAAAGGGUCCGGCAAGCCUGAACCAAAGACUAGAGAGAUGUCUUCCGUGUAGCUGUUCUAUUCGCCGACUUGACUAUUUGUUCCAGAACGUUGCUACACUGACAUCCGCAGAAAGCAUUCGAAACGCGACUCAGUGUCUGGUUGACGCUGUCACGGUAGCAAACAAGGUCAGUAACGAUCACAAUGGGUCUGUACUCAAGGGUAAUGAGAUAGUGUCUUUGAAACGAGGUCCCAAGAUCAAUGCGGUUGUCGACUGGAAGUCAGGCCAGAUCAUCCCCAGCCGUAUUCGUUCGAUGGAGAUAGAUCAGACAUUCGUCGACAACAAGAAGUACCUGAUAAUUGGUCUUGCUGGUGAUCUGGGCCGUUCUAUUGCUCGCUUCAUGGUCGAGCGCGGAUCGCCUUAUGAUAUCACCUUGGAGAUGAGCCAUAACCCUAACAAGAACCCUUUGAUCACGGUCAAGUUGCAGAAGGAGCGGUAUGGACCAAAGGAUGCCGAGGCGGUCACGGACGCGCACCUGUUGAUUGUGAGCAUCUUUUCAAGGAACCCGGUGCUAAGAGUGGAGGAUGAGAUGUUGGAUCAGGGGCCAAAUCGAGGGCUUGAUGUACCUACAGUCCAGGGUAUUUAUUUCUUCAGUUGA
Molecule: messenger RNA, 1188 nt
Organism: Aspergillus fumigatus Af293
Lineage: Eukaryota; Fungi; Ascomycota; Eurotiomycetes; Eurotiales; Aspergillaceae
Product: putative polyketide synthase
Exons: 4
Coding region: 1-1188 (395 amino acids)
Source: RefSeq, a predicted model, not a curated record